Messenger RNA from Danaus chrysippus (African queen), 318 nucleotides. NCBI's taxonomy places the organism in Eukaryota, Metazoa, Arthropoda, Insecta, Lepidoptera, Nymphalidae. The record is from the annotation of a GenBank genome assembly.
CUGAAAACUGCUGUGUGGAAGAAGAAGGCUAGUCUUAAGGGCUCCUCCUUUGUGCUGUCUGAGUUUCUAACCCACCAACGUCAGUCGUUGUUCUUGCUCGCGCGCAAAAGAUUAGGGAUGAAGAACUGUUGGACAUUAGACGGGAAUAUCAUUGUUAAGCUUCCCGAUGGCACCAGACAUCGUAUUGAUACCGAGGAGAGCCUUUCUAAAUUGACUGUAAAUACCGAUGUCGCUGCUGAGGCACCUUCAAGCGGAAAUCAGGACUCAUCAUCAGGAUACAAUUCCAAACCCAAGCGAGCAGUGAGGGCAAAGAAAUAG